Messenger RNA from Pedinophyceae sp. YPF-701, 1455 nucleotides. The record is from the annotation of a GenBank genome assembly. NCBI's taxonomy places the organism in Eukaryota, Viridiplantae, Chlorophyta, Pedinophyceae.
AUGACGUGCUCGCAGGUGGUCGACCCGGCGCGCGGGGUCCAGACGCCGAUGGAGUGUCUGUGGCGACACGGAUGCGUGGCCGUCGAUCUCCAGAGCGGACAGCCCGUCGCGGCGCGGCAAAUGGAGCACGGGGAAACAGUCAUGGCAACGCUGCGAUUUUUCAAGAGCUCAGGUGACGGCUUGGUCGUCGUUCCGCGCCGCGUGAUGCAGCAGAAGCAAAUAUGCGACGGUGGCUCCCGUCCGCUGCACUACUGGCAGGACCGCCUCGCCCCAGCCUGCACGACUGGGUGCAUGGACUACUGCGUGCCGGAGCCGCUCACGGAGCGUCGACAGCCCGUCGUGAGCCUGUCGGGCGUGACCGUCUUCGAGGGUGAGCGGCCAGAGAUCGCCAUGUUCGACACAGAGCGCAUAUCCGGGCGCGUGGACCGCAGCGCCGUGGUGACGCGCAACAUGGAGGCGUUCAAGACCGCCGCGCUCGUGCGGGCGCUCAAUAUCACGAGCGUCGAGACGAAGACGCUGUCGAUCAACGCCACCUUCCCCACGGCGUACCCCACGUGGCGGCCCAACAACCCCUUCAACGUCUACAACGUGGACGUCGACCACACCACCACGCUGUGGUCCACGGGCUUCCGGCCGCCGAACCGCACGCCGAACGUGACGUGCGUGGGCCCCGUCUUCUCCCCGACGUUCCCUGACAGCGCGGUGCAGACCAGCAAGUGCCCGACGGAGCACCCCGCCGCGCAGGUCGGCGCGCACGGCACGGCGGACUUCUCCCAGGUGACGACCCCGCUGAUGACGGCGUCCGGGACGUCGCCGAAGAUCCCGUACGGCAAUUUCACGGACGCGGACCUGGUGUUUUUCCACGACGACAUGGACAACGAGUUCGACAUGUCGGACACGUACGACGAGAGCAGCGUGCGGUUCGUGGUGAUCGGCGGGGCCACAUCCCUCGUGACGGAGCAGGAGUCGCUGCGGAUGUCGUGGCUGGACAUCUUCCUCGAACUGGGCGCGCUGUGGGGCAUUGUCGAGCUUGUCUGCGGGUUCCUGGUCAAGGAGUUCGAGGGCUGGAUGCGCAGCGAGAUCGAUCACACACGCAGGCAGCUGCGGACCGCGCGGCUGCUCCAGCGCGCCGCAUACGCGAACGAGGUCGCCGGGUCGGCACGCACGUCGCUGAACGCGGACCUCGAUGACGACGGGGACUCCGGAGGCGAGAAGGACCUGGAGAAGGGGGCGCAGCACCCGGUGCACGCGGGGAAGCUUCACACAGGCCCAGCGGCGUACGACAGUGACCCCGCUGGUGUGGACAGUGCACAGGAUCGGGCAGAGAGGGUCAGGAGGGCGCACGCUCGCAAGUCCGCGCUCGGGUUCACGAAGAUCGCCCCCGUGGACGACCACGUGCACGGGUUCCGGUCUAUGCGCGAGGAGUACGUCCUUGACAGGGAUGAGGCUGAGUGA